Messenger RNA from Gossypium raimondii (Peruvian cotton), 760 nucleotides. Its product is annotated as photosystem I reaction center subunit IV B, chloroplastic. The transcript is spliced from 3 exons. Bases 122 to 547 code for a protein of 141 amino acids. Gene Ontology annotation, biological process: photosynthesis. NCBI's taxonomy places the organism in Eukaryota, Viridiplantae, Streptophyta, Magnoliopsida, Malvales, Malvaceae. The record is from RefSeq and is a predicted model, not a curated record. Gene Ontology annotation, cellular component: photosystem I reaction center; photosystem I.
GCAAACAUUGAAAAUCCAAUUCAAUCCAAUCCAAUUCAAUCAUCCUUUCUUUUCUUUUUCACUUCAACUAAUCAUCUGCUAAACUUUAACCCCUUCUCCAUUUGCAACAGAGAGUGAAUACAUGGCUACCUCCAGCAUGGCAUCAGCUGCUUCAGGGUUCUUGCUCACACCCAAUGUCGCAGCGAAUUCAAGCUCCACUUCUAAGACCACCACCGUGUUUUUCCCUUCAAAGAACAACAACAAUUCCAGGCUUGUGGUGACGAGGGCAGCUGACGAGGCUGCUGCACGAGCACCAGCUACCACCACUGCAGCAUCAGAAGGCGGUGAAGCCCCUAAACCUAAGCCACCACCAAUUGGACCAAAAAGAGGAACCAGGGUCAAGAUUCUUAGAAGAGAGUCCUACUGGUACAACAGCUUUGGGUCAGUUGUUACAGUCGACCAGGACCCUAAGACUCGGUAUCCAGUGGUGGUUCGAUUCAACAAAGUUAAUUACGCCAAUGUAUCAACCAACAACUAUGCCUUGGAUGAGAUUGCAGAAGUUAACUGAGUCAUUUAAUUUUUAGCAGUUUUUCGUGCAUUAUAUUGUUCUUUCUUCCUUCUCAUCUCUAGCUUUAAGCUUAGCAUUUGUACCCCCCACCCCCCCAGGAAAACAAAAACUACAACGGUGUAUCAUAUUGUCCUGCGUGAAUUUCUUUUGUCUUGUUGUUCCUACCUUCCACCACCUGCUUUGAAAAAAUGGAAACGUUGUUUAACUGUGGAA